Molecule: messenger RNA, 3553 nt
Organism: Argiope bruennichi
Lineage: Eukaryota; Metazoa; Arthropoda; Arachnida; Araneae; Araneidae
Product: serine/arginine-rich splicing factor 11-like
Exons: 1
Coding region: 378-2813 (811 amino acids)
Cellular component (GO): nucleoplasm
Molecular function (GO): RNA binding
Source: RefSeq, a predicted model, not a curated record
GGAACUCCACUCACGCCAAAAAGUAAAUGAGCGGUAGAAUUUCUACUUUUAUCAUUAUUAUCUUAAAUUAGUGAGUAAUAUUGUUGAUAAUAUUACAUUAUUCAUCUAAAUGUACAUCGUAUUCAAUUUAUACGAAAUUCAAACUUUAAAAAAAGUUUUAAGUUAUUUUUUGGAGCCGGUGUAUCGUGGCUUUAUACUAAUCUCUUUUAAUUGAUUGAUCACAUCAUAGUUGGUGAUAUAUUGUUUCAUGUACUCUGAAGACAUUUUAUAACUAUUACUCAUAUUUUGAAAUUGAAAAAUUAUGAACUGAUUUACUCUGUGUUAUUUUCAUUUCAUAUUUGUGAGAUAUACAAUCUAGUGGUAUCUUGGAAGUCAUCAUGUCUGACGAUCUUCCUCUCAUUGCCCAAGUAAGCAAUGUAUCGACAUUGGCUACUCUUGAACAGAUUGAAAAGCUGUUCGGUUUUAUGGGUAAAAUUAAAGAUAUCCGAAUGUACCCUACCGUUUCUGUUGUACAACCGCAGUUCAAAGUUUGUUAUAUAAAAUAUGCAGAAUCUUGGAGUGUAAGAGUUGCAUUGCAUUUAACGAAUACCGUAUUUAUUGAUAGAGCAUUAGUAGUGGUAGCAUUACCAGGUGAUAUUAUACCAAGUGAAGAUAGUACCACUUUUGAUUUGUUAAACCCAACUGCUGCCUUACCAGGUUUAUUGUCAUCUGGUUUUAAGGAUGUUAGCAAUGAUAUUGCAGCUCUUGAUGGUAAUUUAGUUAUUACUUCUGUUGAUACCAAUUUGGAUAUAUUAGGCCUUCCUCAAUAUCCACCAUUAUCAGCUGAUCAAGAUCCCAAUACCAUUGAGGAAAUUCGAAGAACUGUUUACAUUGAAAAUAUCAAUCCUCAAGUAACAGCAUCUCAAUUGCUUGAUUUUAUCAAUGGAGUUGUUGGUGAAGUAAAAUAUUUGAGAAUGGCUGGACAUGAUAAAAAUUUGUAUCAGUCUGCAUUUGUUGAAUUCACUGAUCGUGCAUCGAUUGUUAAGGCUCUGCAGUGUGAUGGAAUUACAUUAAAAGGUAGUAAAUUGAAGAUACAACAUUCCAGUUCUGCAAUUGUUAAGCCUCAAAAGGAUUCAGAGGUUAUUUCUGAAAAAGAAACAGAAGAAGCUAUGAAACGUUUGAAAGAGGCUGAAAGCUUAAUUGCCAGAGUUGUUGAACCUGAAAUAAGUGGGAAAAGUUCCAGGUCCAGGAGGCGUUCAUCUUCACGAUCUCGAAGGCGUUCUUCAUCCCGUAGCAGGAGGCACUCUCGUUCAACUUCUCGCCGGUCUUCUCGUAAAAGAGACAAGAGAUCACGUUCAAAAGACAGGAGGAGAAGAUCAACUUCAAGAAGAAGGAAAUCUCGUUCAAGAAGUAAAACAAGACGCUCUCGUUCAAGGAGCAAAGUUAGGCGAUCACGUUCUCGAAGUAAAUCAAGGCGUUCUAAACGAAGCGAAAGAUCAUAUUCAAGAAGUAGGAGAUCCCAUUCAAAACGCAGUGAAUCGAAAAGCAAAAGCAGCAAAAAAAGUCGUCGUUCACGAUCGAGAAGUCCACACUCUCGUUCAAGAAGAAGCCAUAGAUCGCGAUCUAGGAGCCGCAUUGCCCGUUCCAAAAGAAGCAGAAGGUCCAGAUCAAAAAGUGAAAUAUCUGCAUCCAAACGUGGGGAACGUUCUCGAUCUAGAAGUAGAUUGUCCAGGAGCCGGAGAUCUCGUUCUCGGAGUCACUUGACACGGUCAAAGCGCAGCAAAAGGUCUGAAUCUAAAAGCCAAUCAUCUCCUAAAAGAUCAAGGUCUCGCAGCAAACUUUCUGUUGCUGAGUCUAAAGAACCCCAAGUAAAACCUAAAAAUGCAUCUUCGUCUAGAUCUAGGUCUCGAGAACCAUCAAAACUGUCACAUUCUGGAGAUGAAGCUAUAAAAAGAAGUGACAAUGAAUCUACUAUGCAAUCUGUUGAAUGUGCACUGACAUCUGCUUCACCUGAAAAGCCUGAAAGUCCAAUCGCUAAAGUAAAAAAUGAAAUAACAGAUUCUGUUGAGAAUAGUGUUAGUGAAACACUGGCUAAAGAUGCUGAAUGUUCAAAAUCUAGUGAUGGAGAAGAUUACACUCUUACUAUAAUUCCUGAAGAAAAUAAAUCUAAUGGCAAUUUGAAGCUUGAUAAAGGAAGUAUAUCAAAUGAAACCAAAAUGAAUGAUAAGGUUGAUGAAAAAGAAAGAAGCAGAUCAAGAUCUCGUAGCAAGAGUAGAAUGUCUACUGAAAAGUCAGCUAAAAGUUCACCUAAGAAGUAUAGGUCAAGAUCCCGAGAUCGUAAAAGAAUUAGAUCUCCUAUGAGGAACAUACGAAGAAGGCGCAGUUAUUCAUCAUCAGAUAGUUCGUCAAGCCCUGAAACAAGUCGUGUUAGAGAUAAAAAGUCUAUUUCAAGACAUAGGUCACGAUCUCCUAGAAGAAGCAAGCAUUCUUCAAAGCGAUCUGUCACUCCUGCAUCUAAACGAACCAAGAGGUCAAUCACACCUGUGAAACGAUCUAAACGGUCAUCUACCCCAAGGAAGCGAUCAAGGCGUUCAGUUUCUCGGUCGCCAUCCAAGUACAGAUCUCGCAGCGAUAAGAAAUCACGUUCUAGGAAAAAGUCUGUGUCUCGAAGUCCUUCAAAACGAUCCAAGUCUAGAAGCCCUCGACGAUCAAUGACCAAGGAAGCUGGUAGUGAUAAAGAAGUUCGUGUAUCUGGUUUGAAAAAGGAGAUUUCUAGCCUAAGAGCAAGAAAAGGAAGUGACAGUGAUAUGCGAGGGUCUGAUUCUGAUGUUUAAUUGUUUUGAAAAAUUUGAACUCGCAUAUAGAAAGUGCAUAUUAGUUGUAAAAUUUUUCACUAUUAACGACAAAGCAUAGUUUAAUAUCAGACUACCUUUUAAAGAACCUGCUACAAUUCUUGAAAAUCUUGGGCUGUUUUUAUUACUUAUAUUAGCUUUGAUGUAACAGCACACUUUAUAGUUUGAAGUAUUCCUGAUUUGAUUUAAUUCGGCUAUCUAAUCCUUCAUGCAUGUUUAUUUUUAUGUUUUUAUUCAACUGUAAAAUAUGUGUAAAUGCUAGUUACUCAACCGAUUGAUGUUUUUCAACUCCUUACAAAACUACUUUGUUGGGCUGUUUCUUUUUUAUGUCUACAAAGUGGGGUAACAGGAAAUUAUUGAUUUUUUUUUAUAUAUAUAUAUAUGCAUGAUAACAUAUUUUUCAGAAAAUGUUAAAAAAAUAUGUGUGAAUUAUAUUUCAAAAAGCUUUUUUUUUUCAUGCAUGCAUGUAUUCUGAAUUUAUUUCCUUAAACAAAAUAAAAUUUUAGCAAUUAAAGGAAAAAUUCCUAAUAGUGUGUUUCUCUCUCUCGUAUUUCAUGUUUUCAUAAUAUUAUUUUUGAAAUGUUCAAAAUACAUAAUUAUUUUUAAUAGUUUGAAUCUGUUAUGUAAUGAUAGCCUUUGUGUUUCUAUUUUGAUUCCAUUUCUUUUUCAUUCAUUCUUAAAUUUAUAUAUAUGUUUUAAUGUUUAUUCUCUGAGGUUUCAUU